CUUUGCUUUCCUGUUCAGUGACAGAAGAUCUUGGUGAAGCGCAGCAAUCUUUUGGGAGGGAGGGUUGGUCAUAAGGUAGCCUGGGAAGGAGAUGGUGGAUAAUCCACAGCCCGAGAGGGCCACCAGCAGUCGUGAGUGCAGCACAAGCAGCGCAGAGAGACAGUGGCGGCUGAGUCCUCAGUUUGCAACGCAGCAGUAUUCUUCACAGAUCUGGGACGAUCUCAUAAGUCGAGUGCUUCAGAGGAAUAGGGUAGUGAUGGGGUUGGCGGCUGGGGUCCAUCCCGCCCUCGCUGCAAACGAGUCUUUGGCUGGUAGAGACCCCAUCAGCGUUGUGAAUCCCCCUCCUCUGAGGUCUUUAGGGGCGUCCCACCAACCCCUGGAUCCUCUCCACUUACCUUUGAGGAAAAAUAUUCCCCGCACAACAGAUGCGGACGACGAGUUGAGCGAGGAUGGGACGCUGGGGACUGCAGAGAAAGUUGAGGAUGAGGUUGAAGCGAUCGAGUUGGUAAACCGGAAUGUUGGGGGCCGGCAAUUGUACCUGAGCACGAUCUCGCAGCUCAUGGCAGGGGGGAUUGCGGGGGCGGUCAGUAAGAGCUGUACAGCACCCCUUGCAAGGCUGACUAUUCUCUUCCAGUUACAAGGGAUGCACGGCCCCACAAGCAAGGGUCAGCCAAGCCUUUCCAAGGAGAUGAUGCGCAUCUACAGGGAAGAAGGCCUCCGAGCAUUUUGGAAGGGGAAUGCAGUCACAAUUGUGCAUCGGCUACCCUAUUCGGCGCUCAACUUUUUCUCCUAUGAAAAGUACAAGUCGCUUUUGCGAAACACCCUGCACAUAGAAGAUAACCAGAGCCCCGUUCUCAGCAUGGGAACGAGGUUGGUGGCCGGGGGGGGAGCUGGUGUGACGGCCGCCAGUCUGACAUACCCCCUGGACCUGGUCAGGACGAGAUUAGCGGCUCAGACAAAUGUGAUGUACUAUAAGGGCAUUGGCCAUGCUUUGGCAACCAUCGCUCGGGACGAGGGCCUCCGGGGCCUGUACAAAGGAAUGGGUGCUACCCUGAUGGGCGUUGGCCCGAAUAUCGCGAUCAACUUCUGCGCAUACGAGACGAUGAAGAACUGGAUUGAGGCCACACAGCCCCAGGCUUCUCCAGUGGCAGUCAGUCUCGGGUGCGGCAGCAUUGCCGGCAUCUGUUCCUCCACCUUCACCUUUCCCAUUGACCUCGUGCGGCGCCGGAUGCAACUAGAGGGGGCUCGAGGAGCGGAGCGCGUGUACAAGGACGGAAUACCGGGCAUGUUUCGGAGUAUAAUACGGACGGAGGGCUGGAUGGGUCUGUACAAGGGCAUCAUACCAGAGUACUAUAAGGUGGUUCCGGGGGUCGGUAUCGCGUUCAUGACGUACGAGUUUUUGAAACGUUUCUUCAGGACUGCUAUAUCAUAGUUUCAGAGGGCUUGGCGUGGGGGUUUUGGAAGGGCCGGACCCGUGUCGUCGUUCGUUUCUAACUCAUAGCUGGCAUUCGGUGGUUGCUUUUUAUAUGGAGAAAAUUGCUAGCUUGCUGCCAGUAGGCCAACACUGGGCCUACCCGACAUGCGUUAGGAAGUCGCUCCCCUUAGAGCACUCUAGCGUAGGACAAUUGCCUAGCUGAUUGAGUUGUAAUCUAAACAUAACAACGAUGGCAAUCGGGCAGCCGGUCUGAGCGUGUUGCAACUCAAGGCCACAUUGAGUAGGUUGGCUGCUUUUCAAUCGGAGGUGCAUGCAGUGAACCACGAUAGAUGGGCUAUUCUGAAGCCUGAAUUCUGCA
This is a messenger RNA of Klebsormidium nitens, 1793 nucleotides long. Lineage: Eukaryota; Viridiplantae; Streptophyta; Klebsormidiophyceae; Klebsormidiales; Klebsormidiaceae. The record is from the annotation of a GenBank genome assembly.